CGGCGCAGGAAAAAAGAAAAAGAUCAUCAUGCCGAAUUCAGCCUCGAAGAGGUGCGAGCUCUUUGCACAACGCUUGUGCCGCUAUUCAUGAUGUGUAGGCAUCAAUUUCAGACUUCCGUCAUUCCUGUCAUUUCGUCCGCAAGGUUUUUUUCAUCUUAGUCUUGCCGGAGACCGAGAGGAGCAAGCGGAUUCGAAGAGAUUGUACUUACUUUCGCAUCUAAUUUUCAAAGAAAAACUUGAGCUGACUGUUUUUCCAAAUUCUUUAUGGUAGCUCUGAGUGAAGGUAGGACUACGAGCAUCACAGGCGAACAAUGAACGGCCAGCACUCGGUAGAGGAGAGGUCAGGCACUGAUAUUGUCUAACUUGGUGGAUGGGGGUGGGGGCAAAUCGAGAGAGUAGUUCAGCUUCUGUGCGACCAUCAAAUGCGUACAUUGAUUCCUACAGAAAAUGCAAAUGUUUUGCUCUUCGAUGAAUCGAGGAAAAAAAAGAGGUAUAAAAAUUCGAAAGUAGAAAGACCGCAUAAAUAUAGAAGUAGGUCGUGCGUAAUUAGCCACCGCCGGCGCCGGUGAGAAUCACGAAGAGUGUGCUUGAUUCUCCGGGUCCUCGACUGGUGAGAAGAGACCUGAAGUCGCGGCCACAGCGCACAGGCACAACGGAAACGCCAAACCGCGACGGACUAGCUUCGGAAAGGGUCCGGGAGGACGCUGAAACACUGCAUCCUCUUCCACAUCCACCUCGGUGCUACCCGAAAAUUAAUUGUUCCGAAAGAGCUCCUGCCACAGGAUGAAGCUAAUCCACCGCAUACGGGCCCCCGAAGAAACGAGGAAUGACUUCUGAAUACUUCUUCUUCAUCUGAUCCCUAGGGAAGAACAAGAAGUAUACUGUGGUGCAGUUCAUCUGGACGAGGAGCUGACUAGAGCUAGUGCGCUGCAUUUAUCGGAAAGCAGUUACCUAGAAGCGGCACAGCAACCUGAUCGAACUCGUACUCGAGCAGCUCGUGCAUGGGUGAUGCCAUUCUGCCGGGCUUGAUCAGAGAAAAGGAAGUGAAGGCGACACCGGUUAUUUUGAAAGCAACUAGCGGAACAAAUAUCUUCAAUCCGAACAAAAACCCUCAACAAGCGGCGCAUAUCAGCAAGAUGAGCUCCAAUACAAAACCGAAGCCCCUCACGGAGGUCGAGGGCGCCAAUGGCGCGAUGUGGAAAAUCAACAAGAAGCUGGGAUGUAUAGCGUUUGCGUGUUUCGUCAUUGGAUAGGGUCGGUUGGAAUUAUUGGAAUUCUUUCAUGUUCAUCUCAAUUGUGCUACGUGUCCCACUGUGUUGUAUCUAUUCACUUUACCACCUACGUUCUUUCGCACAUGAUUUAUUACGGGAAAAAAAAAUACUAUCAGCCGGGAGUUUUGGAGAAGUGUUUCUCGCAACGCAGACAUCAGAACGACCACUCGAGCCAGGGACCGAAGUAGCAGUGAAAGUAGAAGGCAUAAAAACGGCACACCCACAACUGGCGUACGAAGCACGACUUCUCUCACUUUUGAGGGGGAACACGGGCAUAAGUCAAGUUUACCACUCAGGAAUGCAGAAAGGGUAUGAUAAGACUUAGCUUGUUCUUCACGAGUUUUAUUACCGUGCUGCAAGAAGGGAGUAAGCCUGGAUAUCGAUCAAUCAACUCUCUGUCUCUACUAAUCGUUUCUGUUUUGAAACAACAAAUAAGUACUUACAAAAAUCAGCUACAACGUGCUCGUAAUGGAGCUUCUGGGCUACUCUCUGGAAGACCUGGUGGUGAUGUGCCACGGAAAGUUCUCGCUGAAAACGUGCCUGUUAGUCAUGGACCAGCUCCUGUCAAGAAUCGAAGACCUGCACGCCGCGGGCUUCAUCCACAGAGACAUAAAACCGGAGAAUUUUCUCCUCGGACGAGCGGACAAGGCAAACGUGGUGCACAUAAUCGAUUUCGGUUUGAGCAAAAAAUACUGCGACGGUAGAACGCAGGACCACAUACCCUACAAGGACAACAAAAGUCUCACCGGGACGGCACGGUAAGUAGAGUGAGAGAUGAAUCGCCGUCGGCAUCUUCGUGCAUGACAAAAAUCAACCUGUUUCAGAAUCUAAGUCCAUGACAAGCUUACCCAUUUUUAUCAGGUAUGCGUCAAUUAACGCCCACAGAGGGGUGGAGCAGAGCAGGCGAGACGAUUUAGAAGCCAUCGGGCACAUGAUGUUUUACUUCCUCAGGGGAAACCUCCCGUGGCAGGGGCUCCCUGCGAAAACGAAAGACGAAAAGUAAUGAAUCAAUAAAUUCACGUGCUCCACAUGGUCAGAGCGUUGUCUUGUUCAUAAUGUUGUGCUAGCAGCUUCCCACAAUUUGAUGGAAAAGAAAGCCACUUGUAGUGAUCAUGAUUACAACAUGACCCUUUCCCAGGUACCGAAAGAUAAAAGAGAAGAAGAUAGAGACUAGCAUAGACUUGCUCUGCAGCGGGUUUCCGGAAGAGUUCGCCACCUACCUGCAAUACGUGCGCAGCCUGCGGUUCCAGGUACGAUAGGUUUAAUACAUGGCACGAUUUUGGUGUCUCUCGGAGUUGAUGUGCUUGCAGGGCUGAUUUUAGUACUUUUUUACUUGUACAAUCGGCGGCUUCGGGAUCGCAUGCAAGGACAUGAUCUGUGCAUGUUAGACGAAAACAAAUCUCAGGAUCGACCGGAUUAUGCCUACUUGCGAGGAUUGUUUCAGGAGAGGUACAUCGCGGAGGGGUAUCACAAUGAACCAAAGGACUUCGAUUGGACCGCGAAAUUAGCACAGAAACAAGCCAACGAGGCCCAGGCGGCACAGAGCCGAGAUAAUCGCCCACCACCCAAUUCCACCAACGCACUGCAAAGCAGAGGUAUAGAAUUUUGUUGUGAAUAAAUGAUGACGUAACGACACGUACUACAACAACUUACGCGUUCUUGUUUUCAAGUUGAAGCGAAAAAAACGCAUGACAGCGUAACAUUCGAACUGAAAAAGGUGGCGAGCCGGCGAACAAGCAGGAUGGCGUGGUGGCGCAGCCGAAGAGCCGUAUGCGAAAGCUUUUUGCGCUCUGCUCCAAGGGCUAAAUGUAAUUACAGCUGAAGGUGGUAGUACGGUAUCAAGACCAAAAAAAAAGUCUUGGCCCCCCUAGAAUGAUCCUUUUUUUAUCACAAAACUACGCAGAGUGAAAGUCAAUACUUUGAACACCAUUUGAGCAAAAUUAAACACCUUUUAGUUUAUCGAAGAACGCUGUCAGGAGGAAACACGGAUUCGACUGCGGUCGACUUUCGGCAAUUUUGAGAUAGUUAUCCAUUUACGCAAUAGAAUCGAUGCAGCGCGAACUACUUCCGGCUUCGGUGGAUUUGUGAGAGCUCUGUCGCAGCGACCACGAGAAGCAAGGGAGGUGCCCAUGCAAACAAGGAGCCCGGAAAAUAGUUUCGCGAAUCUGCAGUAAGCGAUACGUUUAUGACUUACUUUUUAGACUGAACAAUAAAUUUAGCGAUAGGUCGUGUCUUUCCUAACCGAUUUCCCUCAUCAUGUCCUCUGUGUAUGAUGUAGCUUAUGUCACAGUAGUUUUUCCAGAAUGUUGAAAAAUUCCGUUCCUGUUUGCUGCAAUUUUUGAGUAUUGCAACACAACAGAUACAAGGAUCCAUUUAUUGGUUAAUGCACAAUUGACUUUUUAUGUAUAGUUUUCAGAGUAGUUGUUUCACUUUCAUCUACACGAGCAAACUUGUACCCCAUAGAAAGCCUUUCGAUCCGGAAUGUUGAUUGCUACCUGUUGUUGACACUACGCACAGGGAGGUCGAAUUUGAUUCAUAGGUUUCAGACACUCACCUAGUAAACCAUAGGAAUCACCGAUUAUUAAACACAAAAUGCAAUUUGCUACUUCAAAUUUGGUCACACUUGGAACAACUUAUCUUCAUUCUGAGCCGCAUUAAAACCGGACUCCAGAAAGGAUUUGCAAUGUCUGACGUCCAUUGUUGAAAAUCUCUGCAUUGGAGCACUUUGUUCUGAAAAGCCACUUUUGGC
This is a messenger RNA of Amoebophrya sp. A120, 4020 nucleotides long. NCBI's taxonomy places the organism in Eukaryota, Dinophyceae, Syndiniales, Amoebophryaceae. The record is from the annotation of a GenBank genome assembly.